AUGGAUCCAGUCGCUGACGAUGGAAUCAGCACCGUCUACAUCCAGAACAUCUCACCGGCCGAGGUCCGGGAUCUCCGGGAGACUCUGACGAAAAUCGACUGUGUUAAAAACUUCUUUCCUCUGCUCAACAAGGUGUUUAUCGAGUUCGAGUCGGCCCGUGACGCCGAUCGCAUCGGAGUUUGGUACAGCCUCCUGAAACGCUGCCCUGCACACAACAUCUACAGGAUGAAGCUGCCCCGACACACCAGCACAUCUCUGCCGCCGCGGCUAGCGCCGAAGGCUCUGCCAGACAGCAAAGAUGUCGCCGCCGGUCCCGUCGUCCCGGCAACAAGCGUUGGCGUCCCGCUGGGCAGCACGCCGCCAUUUUCAGUCACCAUAACAACCACUCCUUUCAUCUUCCCAACUGCGUCUCCCUGGUUCAUCAUCCCAAAUUUUAGCACAAUCAAGACUAAAAGGGACUUAUGGACACCUGCCUCUAAGGGCCCUAAGUCCUCCACCAUCAUGUUGACGCGUUUACCAGAAGGAAACUACAAACACGAAGACAUCGCCAAGCUGGUGUGGAGCUAUUUCCGCAAACAGAACCUUCAGACUCUGCUCUACAACAUCGUGGUCCUGCCUCUGCAGAGGAGGGCUUUUGUGCAUUUCGCCGACUGGCUAUCGUGUUGCAACUUUGUUGGAGAUUUCCUGAAGAGUCCAGCGUCCAUCAACGACUGCACGCUGUACCUUCACCAAGUCUUACAGGAGAUGCCUUCUGGGUUCAGUGAGGAUAUUAUGUACAGAAAUAUGAUGAAAUGGAGCAAUGCUCACGUUCCAGAGCUCGAGUCUCUAGAGGAGCGACUGCUGAUCGUGGUGGUUUCUGAGAUUUCUGUGUACCUCAUUAUUAACAUCAUGAAGGCGGUGACGUCCAUCGCGCCGAUUGUCAGCUUUCUUCCACUCGCCAGCAGAAUAUGCAUUGAGAUGGUAGAUUCAAGCGGCGUAACGCGAGUGGUAGAGAAUAUUUCACAUGCGUCUAACCUAGAAGUUUGGACAAAAGUUCAAUGCGUUGAAUCGGCGAAAAGCCUGAAACAGCACAUCAACGACUGCACAAAUCUCAAGAUAAACCUUGAAGAGGACAUGAAGGACAUCUGGACUAAGACUCCAGCUGCAAAGAGUAAACCACAGCUUCCUCCUGCUGAUGUUGCUGAUACAAACACACAACCUGGUCUCCAAGGAUCUGCAGAAAUGUCUGACAUCGCCGUUGCAGACAAAGAAGUAGACUCGGCAACGAAAACAAACCAGGCUUCAAAGGAGAAUGUGUCUGAAGCAGAAGUUAAGAUUGUAGAAAAGACAGAAAAAAAUGAAGCAGAGAAGAAAAUUGAGCCGUCCAAAUCUACUGUUUUAGAAAAGCAAGUCUGUAUCUCUGAGCUGGUUCAGGAAUCUGCAAAAACUACACAGAGAGGAAUUGAACCAGUGCCUGAAAAGAAAGGAGAGGCACAAACAGUUAAAGAUAAUAUUCAGCCGCAUGUAAGCAAAAAUGCCAAAACACCGGAGCUGAAGGACACGAGACAAACUGAUCAGAUUGAGGCCAAAGGUUCUGCUGAAGCCAAAGAAGAAGAAGUGAAACCCAGCAGUAAUCCGCUGCUAACCCACACGGUGAAGACUGCACCGCAUAAACCUUUGACUGAUCCAGCUCAGGAAGUACAGACCACAUUAAAAACCCACAAACCCACACCAGAGGUCCAGAAAGACAAGAAACCAAACCCAGACCCGUCUUCAGUCAAAAGGGACGCGUCACAAAAGCCGCAGCCAACUGCAGGAGCCCCAGCUGCUGUAGCAGUGAGAUCAGCAUCUAAGGUCAAACUUCCUGACGCUGGUAAUUCCUGUUUAACUCCUGGAGACCAGAUAGAAAAUCAUCUGAACGCGACAACAGAAUUCAACUGGGUCUCUGUGGAUGCCUCCUCGUCAGCAUUUCUUUCACUUGAUGUGAUUCUGGUUAUAUCAAACCUGCCAGCGUUCCGUGACGGCUGCUACACUGAAGCCGACGUCAUCGCUCUGCUCCAGAACCUCGGCGUUCACUGUGAAAAGGACAAAAUCUUCAUCAUUCCUCAGUCUCUCGUUGCUUUUGUGUUUUCUCCGAACAUGAAGGAGGUGCAAGAAUUGAUGUUGGCCAAAAAGGACGUCGUCUUCAAAGACUCAAAGCUCUGUUUUGGUGUCAUAGAAGAAAAUAAACCCUCGAAUUUAUUUUUUCAGUUUCGGGUUUAUAAAUUCCUGAUGAGUUUCGCCACAUUUAAAAGCUGUUAUCCACAAAGAGCAGUUUACAUCCAGGACAUCUCCGUGAAUGAAGCCAGAAGUCUGAAAACUGAAAUGCGAAGGGUUGGCAGUAUGAUAAACUACCUGCCUCUGCUCAACAAGGUUUUUGUUGAAUUUCAAUCCAUGUGUGAUUGUGAUCGGGUUGGAGUCUGGCACGGCUUCCUCAAGCAUCGGCGCUCCCACACAGUUUACCGGCUGGGUGUGCCGGAAGCCUCUGCAACAUCAAAGCCGCCGAGGAUGCCAGCGCUGGCUCUCCCGAGCAAUUCGUUGAUCGUGGCGAAGGCAGGCGUCCCAAAGGAGAACGCCGUUCCUCUUGGCAGCAAAGCACCGUUCUGGGUUACAAUGACAACUAAACCCUUUUUGUUCCCUACUGCGUCGCCUUGGUUCAACAUCCCAGCUUACUGGCAACACUCCUCAAUGGAAAACAUACGGAAAUGUAUGCUGGAAGGUUUCAUGCGGCCAACAAUCAUGCUGACGGGUUUGCCGAUGGAGGCCUACACACACGAGGACGUGGCGGCGCUAGUGUGGAAAUAUCUUCCCGCGCACAGUCUUCACACGCUCCUCUACAACGUUAUGGUUUUACCGCUGCAGAGGAGGGCCUUUGUGUGUUUCAGCGGCUGGGAGGCUUGCUCCAGUUUUUUUCAAGAUCACCUCACAAAGCCCAUUGUCUUCAAAGGCUCCACUUGCUAUGCCUAUUUAGUGCGGGAGAAUAUCCACCCUGCAGAUGAUGAGGAGUCCUUGUACAAAACUCUGAUGAAAUGGAGCAACACUCAUGUUGCAGAGCCGGUGGGCCUGGAGGAGCGGCUGCUCUGUGUCGGCGUGUCGGCGAUGGACCAGCACACAGCCAUGGCGGUCAUGGAGGAGGUGGCCAGCAUCGACACUUUUACCAACUUCCUGCCGCUGGCCGACAGGAUUUAUAUCGAGAUGACAACAUCCAGCGGCGUGAAAAAGGUGGUAGAGAACACGCUGCUGUCAAAGUUGGGUAAAAAACGUGAAGAUUGGAAGAAAGUUGGACGCAUCGAGUCAGUAAAAAGCAGAAAGAAGCGCCUCACGGACUGUAAAACCAUCCCGGUAAAGCUGGAACCGGCCACAGUUCACACCGAGCCCACUGCCGUGAAGAGCGAAGAACAUCGGGGGUCUCCUUGUCGUAAGGAAACCAGAUCUUCUGAUUCAGCCGAGCCCUCGGCGGCCGCAGCGGGAUUAAGCAACGCAGCGACACGGGAGAAACGCGACGCCGAGAAAACGACUCGCUCCACCGUGACCGACGUGAAGACGGCCGAUGAAACGGGAGACGAGUCGCCGACCGGCUGUGCUCUGCGACCCAGAACUCUGGUUCAGCCCGGAGAAGAAAACCUGCAGCUUCCUAAGAUGGAUCUGGAAAGUUUCAAUGUGGUUAAAGCGCUUCUAACUCAGUUCAGACUCCAGAGGGAAAACGCCAAAGUGAGCCAAGAGGUCUCCAGUAAAUGCAGCAGCAGCUCGUCUGCAGGACCAAAGGACGAACGCAAUCGAGAAACAGAGAGCCCCGGAAAGAGAAGCGAGAGGCAAAGCUCAAGCUCAGACGCGUUACCUGCAGACAGGAGGACCUCUGCACCUUCCUCUAAAAACCUCAUGAGUUUAUCCCCAUCCAAAUCCCCAAAAAUGAGAUUUUCCCCCCAUGCCACAUCUUCAUCCAAACCCUCUUCUUCUGCCAGAGGCCAGGGAACCUCCACCUCCUCCUCUUCAGAUCCAGUCCGGACCAAGGGAGCUUCUUCAUCUGCAGGUCGAACCCAUUUAUCUUCAGGAGGUCUCAGCAGGUCUUCAGAAACAUGCCAGCCACAGAAAAACAUCUUAGGACCCGGAGAGCGUGCAGGGGACAAAUCUGCAGAGGGAAAACCAAAAGCAGACGAGCAGAACGCGGAGUUACCCGGCAGAAACGAGAGGCCAGAGAAAGAUUGCACAGAUAAAACUAGGAGUAAAACAGAGGAGAACCAUAAAGAUAAAGUCGGCCAAAGCAAAGAGGAGAAUCAUCUGAACCUCAAUUCUCUGGGUGGGAAAGCUGGAGAAGACACAGAGAAAGAGCAGAAACAAGACAUCAGAUUUAAAGGUGGCCAGGUUGGACCUGAGAUGAGCCGUAGUUUAGAUCAGGGAGAACUUGAGGCCAAAACCCGCAGUGAAGCGGAGACAAACGCUGCUGUUCAAGAAAAGGGCGAAGUCUCUGUGAGCGAGGAAAACCGUCAAGUCAAAGGUUUGACGGUAAAACCAGACAAGAGAACCGGCGCGUCUAUUCCUGCGGAGAAGGAAAACACAGCAGUAAGACGGGAGGGUUCAGAUAAAGAGUCUGAGAGCGAAACGAAGGACCGAGGGAGGGCGGAGGAGAGGGUCUCUGAGGGCGGGGUCCAGGAUGACUCCUCCACGGGAUCAAAGCCAGAUGAAACGACGCGCAGAAAAGCUGCCACUAAUGAACCACCCAUCGCCACAAGAUCCACCAGAGCAGGAAGGAAAACGACUUCAGAUGAAGCAAACGAGGAUGGGACUCCAACGAGGAGGAGGACAGGCACUCCUCCCAGAGAUACGCAGGAACAAAAGAAGCAGGAAGCAGUAAAAACAGAAGAAGAAACUAGUCCAACAACCUGUGAGCAGCAAGCGUCACAAGAGUCUUCAGACGACGUCGGCCUCGGAGAGACAGAGGAGCAGGAAGAAGGAGCGGCAGCAAAGAGACCCAGAGGUCGACCCAGGAGGACGGCCCUGCUGACUCCAGUAAGAAAAUCAGCCAGAGGGAGAAACUCUGAAUGUCCUGAUGGACAGACGGCGAAGGAAUGUAAGGAGGAGAGAAAAGACGACGUUAAAGUCCCUAGUAAACGGACGAUGGAGCUUUGUGGACCUGAAUCAAAGAAACCCCGUGUCUCUGCCGACUUCAAACUCCCUCCAUUCGACCCUAAAACACCUCUGGGGAAGGAGUUUGUGAGGCGUAAGUGGGGGAAUUUCUGUAACCUUUGCUCUGUGGCCUUUUUGGACCAGAGCACCGAGGACCAGCACUGCAGAACCCAAAUGCACUACGACAACCUGCAGAAAUAUCACCAGAAGCGUCUGAAUCUGAAACCUUUGAGAAUAUUGAAACAAAAGUGAGCGGGACCUGUUGCUGUUUGACGAUGUUGGAAGAUUGUGAAGCUGUUCUGAAGUGUUAGCGAUUAUAAUUAUAACUUGAGUUCACUUUCUUGAUUGUUAUUUUUUUUCUUAUGGUAAACUAUUUGUAUGUUUUCAGUCAUUGCCAGACAAUUAAUAUAAACAAUAUUCUUUUUUUUUUCUAUGAAAAUGAUGUACUGAAUCGGCUCACUGUAGCUAAAAGAAUGUUUUGUAUGAUCACUUUUUCCUCUUUUUUACACAUUCUGUACUAAUUUUCAAGCAAAGCAGUACAUAAUUGUAUAACACGCUUCCUAUAGACUCUCUAAAUAUUAUUUUGAGAUAAAAUCAUAAACAUCCUGACAGUAUUACCAAUGUUUUUGUAUGAAGAAAAUACUGAAGUGACUUUGGUUAAGGCAAAAAAAAAAAAAAAAAAAGAGGACACACUGCUUUAUUUGUUCAGGUUGUUUAUGUCCUGAUGUUGUGAAGUAAAAUAAAGUAUAAUUUUACUGUAAAA
This is a messenger RNA of Fundulus heteroclitus (mummichog), 5905 nucleotides long. RefSeq lists its product as uncharacterized. Gene Ontology annotation, biological process: regulation of DNA-templated transcription. Bases 1 to 5394 code for a protein of 1797 amino acids. The transcript has 34 exons. Lineage: Eukaryota; Metazoa; Chordata; Actinopteri; Cyprinodontiformes; Fundulidae. The record is from RefSeq and is a predicted model, not a curated record.